This is a messenger RNA of Epinephelus fuscoguttatus (brown-marbled grouper), 3998 nucleotides long. RefSeq names its product interleukin 12 receptor, beta 2a (gene il12rb2). Bases 217 to 2652 code for a protein of 811 amino acids. Gene Ontology annotation, cellular component: membrane. The record is from RefSeq and is a predicted model, not a curated record. Gene Ontology annotation, molecular function: cytokine receptor activity; protein binding. NCBI's taxonomy places the organism in Eukaryota, Metazoa, Chordata, Actinopteri, Perciformes, Serranidae. The transcript has 16 exons.
GCGGCAGUCAGUCAGUCAGUCAGCCCGGAGCCUCCGCCGUCAGCUCAGUGUGGAUCCUGUGCUCUGAUUAAAGAUGUCAGGAGGACUUCAUGAGGACUUCCAAAAGGCUCAGAGGACAAUAAAGCUUCACAUGAUGCUGGGAUGUGAAGUCUUGGUCAGCUAGCAGCUCCUGCGGCAAUGUGACAGACAUAUGAAGAAGACAGUUACUGAUGACUCAUGGCGACAAUGUCCCAAACAUGGUCCAUCCUCACUGUGACUGUGCUGGCCCUGCAGCUGUGCACAGGUGAGAAAUCCUGUGCCAUCUGGUCCAGCGCUGGACCUGUGGUGCAGCGAGGCUCCACUUUUAACGUGUACUGCACCUUUAACUGCAAGUGCAGGGGAUCCAUGUACAGCAACCAUCCGCCCACACUACAGAGCCACAAAGUGUUAAAUUCCACAACUAUUUAUUUUAAUGUGUUAAACAUAACCAAGAACAGAACUUUCAGCUGUCACUGUAACUGCCCUCCUGCUCUGGACCCCUGUGGACUGGACAUCUCAGCUGGAUAUCUUCCAGAGCGCCCUAAAAACAUUUCAUGCAUCUACAAGGUCAAAGAUAAAGAUAAGGGAGUCGUGCUCUGCACUUGGAACAGAGGACGAGAUACUUUCCUGAGGAAUAGUUCAGUGCUGGGGGUGAGAACUGCAUCUAGAAACGGCACAGAUGAACCAGUGUGGUACAAAGCCUCCAGUAAGGGAACUGAUUCACUGUCAGCUAGUUUCGACGUGUCCAGCUCUGUCCCGCUGAUCUCUGUGUGGGUCCGAGCCGAAAAUCCGCUCGGCACUGCAGAGUCCAUCACCAUCAACUACACACUCAGUGACAUUGCGAUGCCAUCGACUCCUGUUCUUGGCCAACCGGAGUGCUCUUCUCGAGACUGCAACAUCAAAGUGGAGCAAUCCAUGAGGACUCAGUACCUGGAGAUCCAACACAGAGCAGAGGCUCAGGCGUGGACAUCUUCUCCAUACUCAGGUGUGCAGAUGAGUGUGGUCCAGGUUAGUUCCUCUCUGGAGCCCUACACGUUGUACCAUUUCAGAGCCAGAUCCAAAUUCAGCACCGGCCUGUGGAGUCAGUGGAGCGCAAACAUUUCCAGCUGGACUCAAGAGGAAGUUCCAGCCAAAGAGUUGGAUGUGUGGUGUGCUGAACCCCUCUCUGACUUUAAAUCCCUGAGAGUUUAUUGGAAGGAGCUGAACGUUUCCAUCGCUAGAGGGAAAAUCAUAGAGUACAAAGUGAGAGUUGACAGCCAAAGCUUUGGACUGAUCUUCAUCACUAACAUUAGUGCCAACACCAGGAAUUAUUCAGUCCCGUUCUGUGUCGACUGUGAAGUCACAGUGUGGGCGUGUAACUCCAAAGGGCCGUCACCUCCAGCCAGAAUUACAGCCCAUCACACAAAAGUGAAUGUAAUGCAGUUCGAGCCCCCUCAGGAUGUGCAGGUAACUGCAGACAGCCAAAGUGUCACCAUCUCCUGGAGGAAGCCUGACACUGCACCGCUUGACGCAGUGUAUGUGGUGGAGUGGUACCCAGAGGGCCACAAGCUGGAGGAGCUCAGAUGGGUCAGGCUGGGCAGAAAUGACAACCAUACUGUUGUUACAGAUAUUAAACCUUUUGAGUGCUAUGAGGGAGCAGUGCAUGUUCUCUAUAACGGGAGCUCAGUGAGCAGGACCAGGUUUACAGGUGUCAACACUCUGCAGUCAGUUCCAGCAGUUGUUCCAUCGGUCCAAGAGACUGUUGAGGGAAACGAGGUGACAGUGACCUGGAACGAUAUUCCCAGGGGUCAGCGUGGAGGUUGUGUCACCAAGUAUACCAUCUAUUUAGAAAACGACGGCGGAUACCAGCAGGCUUACUCUAUACCAGCAUCACAGAGGAGGCAUGUAAUCAAAGACCUGUCUCCAGGUGUCUACAGCCUGUGGAUGACUGCUUCAACUGCUGAAGGAGAAGGAACUGCAAGUCCAAACGUCAAGUUCUUCAUCCAGCAGGAGACCCAACUGUCCCCUGUGAUCGUGUGUGCAGUCGCCGCCCCGAUCGCGAUGAUUCUGGUGUGUUUGUGCCACUGUUCUGCGGUGAAGGAAAGGUUCUGGGUGUAUUUCCAGUGCCUCAUGCUCGAUAAUGUGCCAGAUCCUGCAAACAGCAAGUGGGCCAAAGAGUGUACCCAGGAGAAGGGCAAGAUGAACCUCCAGCUGCAGCUGAGCAACUCCACUGUAACCGAAGAGGAGCAAGAGCCCAUCUUGGUGGAGGUGGAGGAGGUGCCCAAGCAGAACAGUGACAAAUGCACAUCUAUGGGCACCUCCUCGCAGCUGCCCUCACAAACCAGCCUGAGCCCCGCAGCAGAGCCGGCCACACUGCUCUACCCUCUGACCACCUACAUCAAGAGCUUCUCCCACGACUCAGACAGCUCCGACCACACGCAGACCUCUCUGGACACCAACACGACCGUGGACUACAUCUCAUCACACGGCCCGGGAAAUAUAGACGAGGAGAAUGAGGAGGAGGAGGACGAGUUUGAAGAAAUGCUGGAUUUCUUCCCCAGUCACAACAUCUUCGUAGAGCCACUGCGGUUUGAGGGGAAGUUGACUCUGAACGCGGUCAGAAUUGACUGCAGUGACUUCUUACAGGACAGUUAGUGUUCACCUGAAACCAGAACUCUUUGAUGAGACGAGGUUUGGUGAAGACAGGACGCAGUGGCCGGAGGUGGCGACUGGAUCCCGCUUUCUUUCAACACCAACUACCUCCUUCCUCACUGAAAACUGUAACAAAAAGCUCUGGCUGAAGUCGUCCAGAGCAGCUGUGCAGUGAUCAUUUCUGACUGGAAAAAUACUUAUUUCAUGCAUUACAAUUGUCUUCUCUUCAGAGCAGCGUCGGACACACUAAUGCCAUGAGCGAAAUGAACACAGUACAGUUUGCACGACAGAGUAUCAGAUCAGAUAUUGUCAUUUCUGCCUGUCUAAAGCGAACGGUUUGAAAAAGACAUCCAUAUGCUGGCAGCACUCAUUGGCCAGUACCAGGACCCUGAAACUCAAGCCGCUAAAUUGAAUUCAGCUCUCAUUCAUUUUAUUAUUUGCAGCUGUUUUUUUCGUACUGUAACAUAUCAAACGUCAUGCAUACUCUUAUCAUAGCGUGCAUCUAUGCUACCUCAGUCUUAGCUCAUCUAAAACAGGAGAAAGGUACGUUUGUUAGUGGGUUAGUUACUAUUUUGCUGAAGAUCAGACUCAAGAUAAAUCAAUUCUAACACUCUUAUCUGCAUUUUUAAAUAUCUGAAAACAAGUGUUUGCAGCCAUGCUAGCAGCUCUGUGAGACUGGACACAGCUAAAUGCUAACAUGCUGAUGCUGAGGAGGUAUAAUCCUCUUGGUUUAGCGUGUUAGCAUGCUACAUUGUGUCGGUUAGAGCUCACACUGCAAAGCACAGCAACGUUUUGGAGCUAUCUGGCCGUAAGUUUACAUUUUGAGCUGAUGAUGGCGCCACAUGAUCACCAAGUCAUCCUGCAGUUGAGCUUGAAUGUUCCACAUAUCACCUUAUUCCACGCAGAAGCUGUUUGCAAAUUAUCUUUAAACCAAAAAUGACAACCUGCUGGUGGCGACAGAUACACAGGUAGAAAAAUCAGGGGAUUGUUUUUACUAUAUUUGCACUGAUGCAUCUCAGGUAUGUGGGCACAGGGACGCUGCUGUGCUGUAUAUUGUUUUUUGUACAUAGUGUUAAAUAAUCUAUGUUGCAUCAGCUGAACUCAGAAAAACACUUUCCGACUCUGCUUUGCACAAAGAUGUGUGUUAGAAUUACAAGCUUGAUUUGAUUUCAAUCACCAAAGUAGGGUUCAUCCUCUGGGACCAUAAAUGCCUGUAAAAAAUGUCGUUGCAAAAACAUUCUAUGUAUAGUAUUUUUCUUUGGUCGCUGUAAUUGCUUCAUUUAGUCACGCAGCUGUAAUGAGAAUGAUUUGUUCAUUUUAAUGUGCAAAUAAAGUGAUUUAAUCUCUGA